Messenger RNA from Sturnus vulgaris (Common starling), 9116 nucleotides. RefSeq names its product dedicator of cytokinesis 8 (gene DOCK8). Gene Ontology annotation, molecular function: guanyl-nucleotide exchange factor activity. The record is from RefSeq and is a predicted model, not a curated record. Lineage: Eukaryota; Metazoa; Chordata; Aves; Passeriformes; Sturnidae. Gene Ontology annotation, biological process: positive regulation of establishment of T cell polarity; positive regulation of GTPase activity; positive regulation of T cell migration. Gene Ontology annotation, cellular component: cell leading edge.
AAAAAAAAAAAAAAAAAAGAAAGGUAAACGCUCAACAAAUUUGACUUAAUACAGUUUCCAGAGCUAGCAGCAGGGGCAACAUGCUGACUGUUUUUCAGUGCUGUAGAAUGUGCAUGUGAAGUGUGAAAUGCUGAAGUAUGUUCUGAUUGGCAUAGAUACAAUUGAGUCAACUGUUACGUGUCUCCGAAUCAUCUUCAGCCUUCCACAUGUUAUCACCCUCUAAAAAAGUCAGAUCAUAUGACGGUGCCCUUAUGACAAAGGGAAAAAAUGCCAUAUCUUUUUAUUGCCUUUCAGGAGGAUGAGUAUUCUGAAAACAUGCUAUGCCAUAAAUAAAACUGACUAUGAUUUUGGCACUCUCCCUGUCCCUACCCUUUUAAUUUUUGAUUCUUUUUGUGAGGCAUGAUAAAAAGAAGCAGGAAGAGCCUUUGUGCACCAGUGAUUGUGAAAAUCUAGAUGCAAGUGGUUGCUUCCUGUGUCAGGGCCUCCCGCCACUACUCACUUCCUUAAUCUGAAGCACUGUGAUCUUUAAGUUGCUCCUUGUGGUUACUGAGCCUGACGAGGCCAGGUCCCUUCUUCUGCACGCAGACAACCGCUUGUUCUACCAAAAAACUUGGUAGCAUUUCCUUUACCAAGUAUUACGCUGUAGCUGCCAUUUUGUGUGUGCCAUCACAAUCUACAUGCCUCUAAUUCGUCAUCCUUAAAAAGCCUUCCUUUUAUGAUGCAGUAGACCCAGUAGAUUUUGAAGGCUUCCUGAUGACGCAGCUGAACAACUUGGACUUAGAUCUAGCACAAGAACUCGGGGACUUUCCUGAAGAUGAUCUGGAUGUUGUUUUUACACCCAAAGAGUGCAGAACUCUGCAGCCCUCUAUGCCGGAAGAUGGGGUUGAAUUGGACUCACAUGUCAAAGACUGUGUUCAGACUUACAUCCGUGAGUGGCUGAUUGUGAAUAGAAAAAACCAAGGGAAUUCAGAUACCUGUAGCCUGAAAAACAAGGGAUCCCGAAAAGAUUUUCACAAAACGCUUCAAAAACAAACAUUUGAAUCAGAAACAUUGGAUUCCAGCGAUGCAACUUUUCAGGCGGGGCCCCAGCAGGUGCCCGCUGUCGCGGAGGAGGCCUCGCGGGCGGCCCCGGCCUGCUCGGACCUGGAGCUGCGCAGCCUGCAGCCGGACCCGCGGCUGGAGCACCUGCUGCGGCACGUCAGCGCCGAGGAGUUCGAGAGGCUCAACGAGGAGGCACGCCGCACCAACAGGCACCCCGAGCUCCUCGCCCUCUACCCCUCUGUCGAUGAGGAAGAUGCAGUGGAGAUACGGCCAGUGCCAGAUCGCCCAAAGGAACAUCUGGGCAACAGGAUUUUGGUGAAGCUGCAGACUCUGAAGUUUGAUAUAGAGAUAGAACCUUUGUUUGCAUGCAUAGCUCUCUAUGACAUAAAGGAAAGAAAAAAGAUCUCAGAAAAUUUUCAUUGUGACCUCAAUUCUGAUUCAUUAAGAGGAUUAUUGCGUUCUCAUACACCUUCCAUUGACUUGUCUACUCAGGCAAGAUCAGCAAUAUUUUCUGUCACUUACCCCUCACCAGAUAUCUACCUGGUAAUAAAGAUAGAAAAAGUGCUUCAGCAAGGAGAAAUCGGAGACUGUGCAGAACCCUAUAUGGUUCUUAAAGAAGGUGAGGCUGGCAAGACAAAAGAAAAGAUUGAAAAACUGAAAGCACAAGCUGAAUCCUUUUGUCAGAGGUUGGGGAAGUACAGAAUGCCAUUCGCCUGGAUUCCCAUAAGCCUAAAUAGUUUCUUCAACGUUCCAACACUUGAACGAGAAAUACAAGAAACUGAAGGUUUAAACGGGAAAGGAUUCAGUAGUGACAAGAAGGCAACACUGCUGCAGGCGAGAAGGUUUUCUGAGAGAGGUUUCAACUCAGAGGACAACUAUCCAACUUCAACAUUAAACUCGAAAACUUUAUCUCAGACCAGCUUCUUUAAACAGGAAGGAGACAGGCUCAGUGAUGAAGAUCUGUUUAAAUUUUUAGCUGAUUUCAAAAGAUCAUCUUCCUUGCAAAGAAGAAUUAAGACUUUACCAGGAACACUUAAAGUGGAGAUUUCCCCAGCUCCAGAAAACAUUGGUUAUUGUCUGACACCAGAACUACUCCCAUUGAAGCCAUUUUCAGAAAACCGUAAUCGCCCUCACAAAGAGAUUUUGGAAUUCCCAAUUAGAGAAGUGUAUGUUCCCCAUACCAUUUAUAGGAAUCUCCUCUAUGUUUACCCUCAGAGGCUUAAUUUUGCUAACCGGCUGGCUUCUGCAAGGAACAUUACCAUCAAGAUCCAAUUUAUGUGUGGUGAAGACCCCUCCUGUGCAAUGCCGGUAAUUUUUGGGAAAUCUUCAGGUCCAGAAUUUGUCCAAGAAAUAUACACAGCUAUCACAUAUCAUAACAAAUCCCCCGACUUCUAUGAAGAAGUGAAAAUUAAGCUGCCAGCAAAACUCACAGAGAAACACCAUCUACUGUUCACAUUCUAUCACAUCAGCUGCCAACCAAAGCAAGGAGCAUCUGUUGAAACCCUCCUAGGGUAUUCAUGGCUGCCAAUUCUAUUAAAUGAUCGUCUUCAAACUGGACAUUAUAGUCUUCCUGUUGCAUUGGAUAAACUGCCUUUACACUAUUCAAUUCACUCUCCUGAGAAAAUUCCUUCUCAGAUGCCACCUAUAAAGUGGGUUGAAGGACACAAGGGUGUUUUCAUUGUUGAAGUUCAAGCUGUGUCAUCUGUUCACACCCAGGACAACCACCUGGAGAAGUUCUUCACCUUGUGCCAUUCUCUGGAAAGCCAAGUGACAUUCCCCAUUCGAGUGAUGGAUCAGAAGAUUACAGAGGCUUCACUGGAGCAUGAACUGAAACUCAGCAUUAUCUGUUUGAACUCUUCACGCCUUGAACCUCUUGUCUUAUUUUUGCAUUUGGUACUAGAUAAACUUUUCCAGCUGGCUGUACAGCCUAUGGUCAUAGCUGGCCAGACAGCCAACUUCUCACAGUUUGCCUUUGAGUCUGUGGUUGCAAUAGUGAAUAGUCUCCACAACAGUAAAGAGUUGAGCAAGGAUCAGCAUGGAAGGAACUGCCUCUUGGCAUCUUAUGUGUACUAUGUAUUUCGUCUGCCAGACCCACAAAGAGAAGUGGUCAAACCAGGUGGAGGCAGCAGUGCCAUUUCAACAGAAUCUCGUUACUACACCUUUGGACGCACUUCCGCAGUGUCUGUUGGAAGUAAACUCCUGCAGAGCCGAGUGAUAAGCUGCAGCAAUCCUGACAUCACUGUUACGCAAGCUGCUACUGAUGAGGAGGUCAAAAGCAUCAUGGCAUCCAAGCCUAUGGAUCAUAGCUCCAGUCGGAUGUCUUACUACGCUGAAGGAACAAAUGACAUGUCAGGCCUUUGUGCAAGCACAAGACCAUCCAAUAAAAAGCAUUUCCAUGAGGAACUGGCAUUGCAGAUGGUGGUCAGCACGGGCAUGGUGAGAGAAUCAGUCUUCAAGUAUGCCUGGUUCUUCUUUGAGCUCCUGAUAAAGAGCAUGGCUCAGUAUGUUCACAACACAGAGAAGCAAGAUAACCAACGAAGAAGCCGGUUCUCUGAUCGUUUCAAAGAUGAUAUUACUACUAUAGUUAGUGUGGUUACUUCAGAGAUUGCUGCACUUGUAGUCAAACCACCCAAGGAAAGUGAACAAGCAGAAAAAAUUAAUAUCAGCCUGGCGUUUUUCUUGUAUGAUCUUCUUUCUUUAAUGGAUCGAGGAUUUGUGUUUAAUCUCAUCAAACAUUACUGUAAUCAGCUUUCAAACAAGCUGAAUUCACUCUCCACCCUGAUUUCCAUGAGACUUGAGUUCCUGAGAAUUCUCUGCAGCCAUGAGCAUUACCUCAAUCUGAACCUCUUCUUCGUGACAUCUGCAUCUGCUCCAGCAUCUCCCUCUCCCUCCUUGUCCUCCCAGAACUCCAGCUCCUGCUCUAGUUUCCAGGACCAGAAGAUCACUGGCAUGUUUGACCUCUCAGCUGAAUACCGUCAGCAACACUUCCUGACUGGCUUACUUUUCACUGAAUUGGCAGCAGCACUGGAUGCAGACAGUGAGGGGAUUAGCAAGGUGCAAAGAAAAGCUGUCAAUGCUAUCCUUAGCCUGCUGAGUUCCCAUGACCUAGACCCACGUUGCUCCAAAAAGGAGGUGAAGAUUAAAAUUGCAGCUCUUUACCUCCCUUUGGUUGGUAUCAUUUUGGAUUCACUACCACAACUCCAUGAUUUUACAAUUUCAGAUACCCGCAGUGGAAAGGGGCGCACAGGAAACCCCGAAGAAGAACAAGAAUCUUCAGGUGCAAUCAAUCAAAACGUGGCCCUUGCCAUUGCAGGGAGUCAGUUCAACAUCAGGAACUCUGGACUACCUCUGGUGUCACUGCCCUACAGACAGAGUGCCACAUUAGGUCCCGAUACUACUCGCAACCUUUUGAUCUGUUUCCUCUGGAUCAUGAAAAAUGCUGAUCAGAACCUGAUACAGAAAUGGAUUGCAGACCUUCCAUCCAUGCAGUUGAACAGGAUUUUAGACCUCCUCUUCAUUUGUGUUUCAUGUUUUGAGUAUAAGGGCAAGCAAAGCUCAGAUAAAGUUAGCACCCAAGCACUCCAGAAGUCACGAGAUGUGAAAGCUCGAUUAGAAGAGGCUUUACUGAGAGGAGAAGGAGCUAGAGGAGAAAUGAUGAAGCGCUGCAGAAUACCAGCUGGGAAUGACAGAUCAGCAGGGGUAAAUGAAAAUUUGCGCUGGAGAAAGGAGCAGACGCAGUGGCGGCAGGCAAAUGAGAGACAAGAUAAGACAAAAGCUGAGCUAGACCAAGAAGCUCUGAUCAGUGGAAACCUGGCAACUGAAGCUAACCUAAUCAUUCUUGAUAUGCAAGAGAACAUCAUUCAGGCUAGCUUUGCAGCAGAAUGCAGAGAUAAUCUCUUGGGAGGAGUUUUGAAGGUCCUGGUAAAUUCUCUUGGCUAUGAUCAGAGCACCACUUACCUGACUCAUUGCUUUGCCACACUCAGAGCACUCAUUGCCAAGUUUGGAGAUUUGCUGUUUGAAGAGGAGGUUGAACAGUGUGCUGAUCUGUGUCAAAGAGUUCUCCAUCACUGCAGCAGCAGCAUAGAUAUUACACGGACGCAAGCCUGUGCCACUCUUUAUCUCCUCAUGAGAUACAGCUUCAACUCUACCAGUAAUUUCUCAAGAGUGAAGAUGCAGGUGACCAUGUCGCUAGCUUCUCUGGUUGGAAAAUCACCUGAGUUUAAUGAGGAAUUCCUUCGACGAUCCUUGCGAACCAUCCUGGCCUAUGCAGAGGAAGAUACAGAUAUGCAGGCAACACCAUUUCCCAUUCAGGUAGAGGAGCUACUGUGUAAUCUGAACAGCAUCCUGUCAGAUACGGUGAAAAUGAGGGAAUUUCAGGAAGAUCCAGAGAUGCUGAUGGACCUCAUGUACAGAAUCGCAAAAGGAUACCAGACGUCGCCAGACUUGAGGCUGACUUGGCUGCAGAACAUGGCAGAGAAGCACACCAAGAGGAAGUGCUACACAGAAGCAGCCAUGUGUCUGGUCCAUGCUGCAGCACUGGUGGCAGAGUACCUGAGCAUGCUUGAGGAUCGGAACUAUCUCCCUGUGGGCAGUGUCACUUUUCAGAACAUUUCGUCCAAUGUGCUGGAGGAAUCUGCUGUUUCAGAUGAUGUUUUGUCUCCAGAUGAAGAUGGCAUAUGUUCUGGGAGGUAUUUCUCAGAAAGUGGACUGGUAGGGCUGCUGGAGCAAGCUGCAGAGCUCUUCAGCACGGGAGGUUUGUAUGAAACUGUGAAUGAAGUGUACAAAAUUGUCAUCCCCAUACUGGAAGCACAUCGAGACUUCAGGAAGCUUACCUUGACACACAGCAAGCUACAGAAAGCCUUUGACAGCAUUAUUAAUAAGGGUCAAAAACGAAUGUUUGGAACUUACUUCCGUGUUGGUUUCUAUGGAUCCAAAUUUGGGGACUUGGAUGAACAGGAAUUUGUUUAUAAGGAGCCUGCAAUUACAAAACUCCCUGAGAUUUCUCACAGAUUAGAGGGGUUUUAUGGCCAGUGUUUUGGGGAGGAUGCUGUGGAAGUGAUUAAGGACUCUGCUCCUGUAGACAAAAGAAAGCUGGAUCCCAAUAAGGCAUACAUACAAAUUACUUUUGUGGAGCCCUAUUUUGAUGAGUAUGAGAUGAAGGACAGGAUUACCUACUUUGAGAAGAACUUCAACAUCUGUCGGUUCAUGUACACUACACCUUUCACUAUGGAUGGGCGUCCCAGAGGAGAACUUUGUGAGCAAUACAAGAGGAACACCAUCCUAACCACAAUGCAUGCUUUCCCCUACAUCAAAACUAGAAUCAAUGUCAUCCAAAGAGAAGAGUUUAUUUUAACCCCAAUUGAAGUUGCUAUUGAAGAUAUGCGUAAAAAAACACAGGAACUAACUGCAGCCACCAACCAAGAACCACCAGAUGCCAAAAUGCUCCAGAUGGUUUUGCAGGGCUCAGUUGGAGCUACUGUAAAUCAGGGACCGCUAGAGGUAGCGCAAGUGUUCCUGGCUGAAAUUCCAGCAGACCCCAAACUUUAUCGACAUCACAACAAGCUGAGGUUGUGCUUCAAAGAGUUUAUAAUGAGGUGUGGUGAAGCAGUGGAGAAAAACAGGCACCUUAUUACUGCUGACCAGCGGGAAUAUCAUCAGGAGCUGAAAAGAAACUACAUGAAACUGAAGGAGAACCUUAGACCCAUGAUUGAGAGGAAGAUCCCAGAGCUGUACAAACCCGUAGUUAAAGUCCAAAGCAUAAGGGAAUCUUUUCGUAACCACAGUUUUAGGAAAUACGAUGCCCAGACUUCUUCCCAAAGCACCUAAGAACUGGCAGCUUUGGCCAAGGAGGAUCUUCAUGCUGCAAGACAGAACUGAUGGAGUAUUUAUUCCACAUCCAUGAAAUCAGAAAUCUCUCACAAGACAGCAUGUGUGCUUUCUGGACAAUAUACAGAAAAGCAUUUACACAAGAUCACUGCAUGAAAACUAGGGGAUAAAUCCUAAUCAAGCACAUAUCACAAGGGCUUGGAAAGGAAGGGGAUGCUUUUUAGAUACUUUUGUAUAUAUUGUACAAUAAUGGCCUAAUGCAGAGGGGUGGACCUUAGAGUAGUCAAUGGCAUGAAGUUAGUCACAACUAGGUAACAGACACAGAACUUUGUGUGGUUUGAUUGAGGUGAAUCCAAUUAACAUGUCUGUGGAAUAACAACAAAUUAUAUGUGUUUAUGGUCCUUUUCCAAGACAGCAUUUAUCCAUGUGCUUUUGGCAAUGAAGCACAUUCUGCAAGUUAAUUACAUGCUUAUAUUUUUGUCUUAAUGAGGAGAGACAUGGUUACUUGCUUAUGUUUGCUGAGCUGGCGCUCUAGGGAAGGAUAAUUUCCUCAGUCAGUUUCUGAACUGAUUAUCUGUCAUGGUCCUUAACUGCAGGGAGUUCUGCACAAAUUUUCUCCACCAAAGGAUAAAAAUCAAGAAGCAGUAAUAAAUAGUUCUUAUAGGUCUUCUAAAUUUUUUUCUAAGUAUAGGGGCAUGCAGUAUAGUGACUUGACAUGCAGUUAGUAAUUUUUAACCUAUUUAGCAGAGCUAACAAGUAAUAGUUUAAAAUGAAGAUGCUAAGCUAGGAGUGAUUCUUAAUUACAUAAAGCUCUUAUGUAGAUAACCUUAUAAAAAAUGAAUUACAGAAGCUACAAUGGGGAUGUCCUGCAAAUCACUUGACUCAGGCUUUACUGCUGCUUAAGAGAAAUUGGCACAUAAUUUAUAAUACCUAGUGCUUAAUAUUUUUUGAGUCAUAAGCAAAUAUCUUACAAAAUAAUCUUUACACCAUUUCUCUGAAGUAUUGAAAUGUUAUUACAAUUUUGCAAAUGAGGAUGCAAAGACAGAGGAGAAAUUAGGACUUUGGAACUCAGAAUUUUUGGAACUCCUUUAGUGAGGCAGUGGAAGAGCUACAGUUUUUAUUGUGGCUAUGCUUGCUGCAUAAUAUUUGUGUUUUGAAACAAAGUUCUGUGAAAGCCUCCUAAAUACUAAUUCCUCUCCUGCACCUCGUCAGUAUUUUGAAAUGAUACUUUAAUGUUGAUUAAAGUACCAAUUCCAUUUGCCCAAGUACAGAAUUUAAUGUUAAAAUUCAAGGAAAUGGUCGAUUUUUUUUCCUUUCUACUUCAUUGUAGAAAAUUGGAGUGAACGUUCUCAGAGCCAAUGCCAUGUGUUUCUAUCAGGAGGCUGUUGCUUUUAGUGGAAACAUUUUGAGUUUUUACAGUCACCUGCAGCCUUGCCAUUUGAUAUUACAAAUAUUCCAAGCACUUCAUUGACAUUUGUAUCAUAUUUUGAAUGUGCUUUGUAGAAGAUUCACAUGGAUGAUCAAACAAGAUGAGAUGUGGAAAUAGGUGAAAUAAACCCUGUAGUUACACAGCACUUGGGGUGUAAGAAAAUAAUUUCCCUCCUCAUUCAUAGUAUUGUUAAAUGAAAUAAUCGGGGAUAAGUACUCCCUGACUUUGAAGUGAGCCCAUCCAAAGUACAAAAGCAAACGGUACAAAAAGCUCAAAGCAAAAGUCAGAGCGCCUCUAUAUGAGAGUGGCUUCUCUAUAUUCAAGUUCCUUCGAAACAGCUCUAGAUUGAAAAAUUACUUAUUUCCCAAAGUCUUGAAGCUAUAAGAUCUCAGCCUCUCAGAACCUAGCCCUUUAUCUAUUGUCUUUAACUGCCAGUUGAGGAGAAAGUCAGAAUACUGUCAUCUAUCAAACUCAACAUCACUGUUUACAAGGUAGUUAGUUGCUCUUUACAGCCUAACUACCAGAAACCUCAGGUAAAUAAAACCCCUAACAGGUGUACAAUAUACUAGAUAAAAGUAAUGAAGUCGUUCCUUGAACUGAAAUGAUACUCAGGGUAAUAUGAAUACUGAUGGACUCUUCACUCCCAUUUUACAAGCUGAGCACCUCACAAUGGCCAGUCUUGCCCUCAGUUUGCAUUUCAUGUUGUCCCUUCUACAAACAGAACAUGGCUUGUACAUUUCUUUCAAGAGCUGAACUAUGUGAAACAAUUUUUCUGUCUUAUAAUAUUCAUUUUGCAAUAAAGUGACUGUUACACAACAUA